UAAUGUGUAGUUUAAUUUAGAUAUAUAUAUAUAGUAUGCGUAUGAUAUAGUCAACACCUGGUCUAGCAUGUCGGGUAAUGGUGAAGGGAGCAUACCUCUAUGAUUCACACCUGUAUAAAAGUAUCUAGGUUGGAUACCGCGGCCCCAAGACGUUCCUAGCUGUGGGGAAAUGUAAAUAGCUGACCCCUGUCUAUCGCAGAGGGAGAAGUGUCACUAACGCGUGUGUGUAUAUGCAGAUAGACGUGUCGAUGUUCAGAGCGUGUACGUAUACCAUAUCAGGAGAAUUCUACAGAGAACUACGUCAUUGACUUCAUUCACAUGUUUGGAGAGGCAUGUGACCAAUUAUCGUCACUGUCCUUAAAUGUUUAUACUUUUCUGUAAGAUAGUUACGGUUCUAAUCCGCGGGAACUAGUAAGGAGCCCUUCGGAGGAUUUGUAUUCGGUACUCGCGCUGUUCGGGAGGAUCGUGAACCUCUGUAGUAGUGUACAAUAAGUACACCUCUCUGAUCGCCUGGUCGGGAGGAAUCUCCCUUCACCUGUCCCUGACCGUCAACAGAGCUGUAUUUUGGGAACAUUAACACGUGCUUACCAUUUAGGCGGAGCGUACCUGUCUGAUCCCCGGGCACCUGUCGAGGAACAUCAGCCGUGCUCUUCACACGUUUUCGGGAGGGACAUGUAACGUUGAGAUAGAAACGCCCGCCACUGUGUGAGGGAUUCCGCUCAGUUAUGCGGAGCGUACCUGUCUGAUCCCCGGGCACCUGUCGGUGAACAUCAGCCGUGCUCCUUAAACGUUUUCAGGAGGGACAGGUAACAACGUUGAGACGGAAACACCCGUCACUGUGUGAGGGGUCUCGAUUCGGAGUAUAGUAUUACUGUAUACGGACAGGGGAAUUCUGUGUCGUAUGUUGAUACGGGUACUGAGUUGUUUCACAGCUCAGUUCUCACGUGUUUGUAUAUAUACCUGUGAUACCUAGCUAUACACACUCUGGAUUAGAUGGUGCUUCUCCUGAGACGACACCUUUGCUUCUUGUGAUCGAUCAGCAUAUAUCUACCAUGGGACGUGAACUUUACUACAGGUUUCUGACCAGAUCGCCCCGAGAAACAUUGUCUAGACCGACAAUCUACAGAGGAACAGUUAACCCACCAAACAGAGGGGUGGCAUUGAAAUGAUCAUGGUUUCAAAAGACCAGGUAAAUUUCCUAUACAACGACACAGAGAAGGGGAUGCUUGCGUCACGUAGUGUGUGUUAUCGCAAAGUCUCGCGAUAUAAGACGGUGGUAUGUUUAUUUGUAGUUAUCGUUGCCGCAAUAUUGAUAACCUUAGGAUGCCUUUCUGAGAGAUUUUGUUUGCGUGAAAAUACGUGUGAAUUGACUCCGGUUCAAACUCCGGAUAGUCUGCAGUUAUGUAAGAAACUGAAAGAGGGAAGCCCGAGAAAGAAGCUACCAGAAGCUCUCAUCAUCGGCGUGCGUAAAGCAGGGACAGGAGCCAUGCGUUUUUAUCUAGAUAUGCAUCCAUAUGUGGAAAUUGCCAAUGCUGAAAUCAGUUUCUUCGAUUUUGAAUAUGAAAAUGGAUAUGAAUGGUAUAAAAACCAGUUGCCAAUGGCAAUGCAAGGUCAAUUAACUAUGGAAAAAACGAGUAACUACUUCCACAAUAAGAAAACUGUGGACCGAAUUUAUAACAUGAGUUCGGCUGUGAAGCUGAUCGUUGUUGUACGGGAGCCAAUCGAACGGACCGUUUCUGAUUACCUACAAAGGAAGCUCAAAAAGAGCGAGAAUGACGAUAUUGAGUAUCCAAAAUUUGAAGAUUUUGUGAUAGAUCAGACCACAGGAGAGGUGGACGGAUCUGAAAAGAUAAUCAAACCUUCAAUUUACUACAAGCACCUGCUCAAGUGGCUCAAGUACUUCCCAUUGGAAAAUUUACAUUUUGUGGAUGGAGGUAACUUGAUUCUUAAUCCGUACGAGGAGGUGAAGAAAGUAGAACGUUUUCUGGGAAUACCUCACUGCAUGACACAAGACAAGUUCGUGUUCAGCUCAACAAAGGGCUUUUACUGCGUUAAAAAGAACAAAGGUCGCAGGGAAGAAACAAAAUGUCUGCCGGAAACAAAGGGCAGACGACAUCCGCUUAUUGACCCGGUCGUGAUGCGCAAGCUGAAAGAUUUCUUUAGGCCUUGGAACGAAAAAUUUUACCGGGCGAUCGGUCGUUCGUUUCAUUGGUGAACGUUUGUGAUAUUAUUCUACUUCUUCAGGCAGCUCUGUCGUUCGUGAUCUUGAACAUUUUAACGUUAACAUUGUGAGUUAUCGUGAUGCCCGUUUGUUUUAGCGGAAAAAAUCGAACAAGUUAUUUCAAACUUAAUUUAAUAUUCUUUACGAUUAUGCACAAUGUGUCUCUUUAAAAAAAAAAAAA
This is a messenger RNA of Mizuhopecten yessoensis (Yesso scallop), 2402 nucleotides long. Its product is annotated as heparan sulfate glucosamine 3-O-sulfotransferase 1-like. Gene Ontology annotation, molecular function: [heparan sulfate]-glucosamine 3-sulfotransferase activity. The record is from RefSeq and is a predicted model, not a curated record. Bases 1166 to 2215 code for a protein of 349 amino acids. The transcript is spliced from 3 exons. NCBI's taxonomy places the organism in Eukaryota, Metazoa, Mollusca, Bivalvia, Pectinida, Pectinidae.